GAAAGAACGCAUCAUGUUAGCAGGAAGACAUUUAGUCAACAGAUACACGCCUACUGCCUCUAUCAAGCUGAGAUGUUGCGGAUUUCGCUCUCCGUAGCUGUCUAUGUCGUGGUGCUUUUUAUUGGACUGAUCAUUGGUUUUUCUCUGGUGGCAUCUUCUGGGAGGCAACGAAGACCAUCCUCUGGGCAGAGCCUUCCGUCCUCUUCUCAAGCUCUCAUCCUGAAAAUGAUGGAAAUGCGAACAAGAAAGAAGAAGCGAAAACGAAGGGGCGUGGUGAUAUCCAGAGCCAUGGAUAAAGCCAUCAAAGAAGUGUUUGAUUUAGUUGUUCAAGAUUUUAUUAUGGUCUGGUACAGAGACCUUGGCAAGGAUUAUACCACAUUCAUAUCUGCUCUGGAAGACGAUAUGUGGGAGCUGAUUACCAACUUGGUUAUAAGGUUACAGAAAGUGGAUAUGGUGCGGUUCAUGGCCCUGGAUGUUACUGAAAAAUUAUGUGAUCACUUCAGGGAACUUCGGGAGACAUCACCAAGUACUGAAGGUGGAGGGAAACUACAACCUUUCCAGUUGCAUCCCUGUUUAAAAAGUGACGUUGCAGAGACAGAAUUCCUACGGGAAGCAACUGAAGUUUUACUUGUUCUAUUGUUGCCGGAGAGGAUAGCCAGCUCCGAGACUGCACGUCAUGUCAUACGUGAAAUAGUGACAUGUUCAGGUGUCACAUUUUAACUGAAAUUAUGCAAGCAACCAACAUUCAAAAUAUGAAGAAGGCAAAGGGAUUAGAAGUAAGAACAAAGACAUCAAAGGGAGCUGGUAAAGGAGAGCUGUUGAAGGCACGUAAUCUGAAAAGGUACCUCAACCAGGAAAGUGUCGCUUUGCAAAAGCUCACUGUGAACGGCGUAUCAGGCAAGUUGGGGCCCCGAGUAUCAGAGGUAUUUCCGCAACUGGGACGAGGAGGAUGGCGUGGGACCAAUGAUGGUCAUUUUACUGGAGGAGAUAUUCCAGGACAAACAAGCAUUGGAAUAAUUCAACAAGUUUCUUCAGAAGGAAGGAAAGGAUGACCUGUUGAAAAAAUCUUUGGCAGUAUAUAUCAAGUUUUGACACAGUCGAGAAGUACUCGGCCAUUCAACAAACAGAAAGCCCAAGUUGCUAAAAACCCAGUUUGCUCCUUCAAUGAAUGGGAUCCUUUAGAAGAAGUGAUCGUCAGACGAAUUGAGAACGCCACCGUUCCAGAAUUAACGCCAGAAAUCUAGGCUGUCGUCCCCGAAAAAAGUUGGAAUUUUUUUAAAGAGAUCACAAGAGGAAGGCUUCGUUAGAGAUUGCGGAGUUUUGCCGAAUUUUUGAACAUGAAAGAGUGAAGGUUCGACGGCCGGAUGUACUUGAUCAUUUGAAAUCGUAUUCCUCGCCUGAUUUCAGCUCGACAGAGUGGUACAUAAAUGCAGCCAUUCCCAAACCAAUAAGAUCGUUAAAAAAAAAUAUGUUGGUAUGUAGGAUUGUAUUCAGCGAUGACACGUGAUCUUCUGCUUGUGGUUGGUGGAGAAAUCAUUGAAAGUCCAAUGGCAUGGAGAUGUCUUUUCUUUGAAUAUCGUGCAUACCGCCGUUUGAUGAAAGAAUAUUUCAGAGAGGGCGCCAAGUGGACAACAGCCCCUAAACCACAAAUGAGCGAUGAGCUUUAUGACAUGGGUUAUAUUGGAUCCCAUGAGAGACUAGAAUUACCAGCUAGAGGUCAAUUUGUGACGACAGAAUUUGAACCUUGCUUCGAUGCUGCUGAUUUUCAAUGUGCUGGAAAGGACAAGUUAAGUCACAUCACCCGAUGUGGUUUUCUUCAACAUGGAUGUCAAUGAAUGUUCCGAUGUUGGACCAUAACCGGUGGUUGUAGAUGCAAACGAGAUUCCUACUCAAAGACUUUUCGAGAAACUUGGUAUGGAAUGCAUCAAGGUUGAUUUGCGUUUCGCUGGUUCUCCAGCAGGUGGCAGUCAUUGCUGGACUUGUGACGUCAGACGAAACGGUUCUUUAGAAUCAUAUUUCUAAAAUCUUCACUAUAUUUAUACUGGUGGAUAUAAUUAAUUGUAUUUUAUUUAAUACUUUGAGAAUAUAAUAUGAAAUAAAUAAUAUAUAGAAUGGUUGACCUCUGGUAAUUUGUACUUAACAUUUGUUCAUAUUUGUGAAGCUUAAUUACAUUACACAAACUUUAUCACAAAUAAUAAACAGGACUACAUAUUUUGUUUUAACUAUUAAAAAUAUUUGCACUCACAAAAGUAAACAAAUAAAUAU
Messenger RNA from Anneissia japonica, 2265 nucleotides. Its product is annotated as sorting nexin-25-like. Gene Ontology annotation, molecular function: phosphatidylinositol binding. The record is from RefSeq and is a predicted model, not a curated record. The transcript is spliced from 13 exons. Gene Ontology annotation, cellular component: early endosome membrane; intracellular membrane-bounded organelle. Bases 73 to 720 code for a protein of 215 amino acids. NCBI's taxonomy places the organism in Eukaryota, Metazoa, Echinodermata, Crinoidea, Comatulida, Comatulidae.